CAUGGAACUUCAAACCGCUCUGCGGCUGCGCAGUGGGUUACUGCGCUCACAGCUGUACACAUUGACCCCGAAGAGUCAGAUGCGGAGGUUUGGACAAAUCAGCCCUCAUUCAGAAAUGGAGACUUUGCUAAAAAUUGGCAGGUAGACAUCAGGCUUUCCUUUAUCUUCACUACUACCAGUGUGCAGAAGAUAUCUUCCAUUUUCACAGACACUGACAGCAAGUUAACUACAGCUGUUCACUCCUGCCACUCCCCUUCCAAACCUGCUUCCCUACACACCUCCCUGCCUUAAGUCUUCAGUAUGUAUCAUAUUGUCCCGGUGGCUCCUGGGGAGCAGCAGACAGCCGGGGGAACUGGUGGUUCCCCACUGAAGAAGAAACUGGCUCGUGAAGGUCGGCCCCUGGUAAUGGCAGGCAUGUUAGGCUGUGUGUUGGUGCUGGCUGCAGUUGUUGCCUGGUGCUACUACUCCGCGUCUCUCCGUAAAGCCCGGUUGCUGAAGGCUGAGCUACUGGACCUGAACAAGGACGGAUUUAUUAUUCAUAACCAGACAGGGGCUGUCAUCUUCAGUAUGUCCUUUAGGUCGGGCACUCUGGAUCUGGACUCCUGCUCAAAGGAGGGAAAUGUUCUGAGCUGCACUCAGUCAGAUAGUGGCAAACUCAACUUCUUCAUCCAGACGGUUCAAACUAAAGACACCGUGAUGUGUUACCGUGUUCGCUGGGAGGAGCUGCAAAAUAAGCGCUCAGUGGAGCACGCCAUGGCCUAUAACGACUCUCAUUGGUAUGGAGGGGCAGAGACGGCAACACAGCACUGGCCUAUCAGGAUGCAGGGCGAGAAGGAACCGCAGCCUUUCAUCACCAGUGAUGUCUACUUGAACCGGAAUGCUUUUGGGGGAAUCUUAGAACGAUAUUGGCUGUCUUCAAAUGCGACCGCCAUCAAGAUUAAUGACUCAGUACCUUUUCAUUUGGGCUGGUCAGAGAAGGACAGGACACUGAGGUUCCAGGCCCGAUACCAGGACUCUCCCUUCAGACCCCCAGAGGGUCAGCAGGCCUUACCUGAACUCAGCUAUAGAGUGUGUGUGGGUUCGGAUGUUACCUCUAUUCACAAAUACAUGGUGCGUCGGUAUUUUCCAAAGCCUAUCAAGGUCCCAUCUCCUGAAGUGUUUAAGCAGCCAUUGUGGUCCACAUGGGCUCUCCACAAGACGGCUGUAACUCAGGAGAAGCUGCUGCGCUACGCCUCUGACAUCACUAAGCAUGGCUUCACAUGCUCCCAUCUGGAGCUGGACGACCGCUACACUGCUGACUAUGGAGAGUUUGACUUUGACCCGCAAAAGUUCCCCAAUGCUAGCGGUAUGUUUGACAAACUCCGAGAGGACGGGUUUCAAGUGUCGCUCUGGACACAUCCUUUUAUCAACUAUGACUCCAUUAAUUUUGGCGUUGCCGUGGAGAAAGGACUGUUUGUUCGGGAGCCGAGCGGUGAGCUGCCUGCUCUGGUUCGCUGGUGGAACGGCAUUGGAGGAAUCUUGGACUUUACCAACCCAGAAGCCCGUGAGUGGUAUUCCUCACAUCUGAGUAUGAUCAAAACCCGCUACGACGUGACGUCCUUCAAGUUUGGUGGAGGAGAGACAAGCUAUCUCCCACGCCAGUUUAGCACCCUGGUCCCACUGUCUGACCCCUCCACCUUCACCCGCUACUACACAGAGAUGGCCAUCCCGUUCAGUGAGCGUGCAGAGCUGAGGGUGGGUUACCAGAGUCAGGACAUCUCCUGCUUCUUCAGGAUCAUCGACAGAGACUCUGUGUGGGGUUAUGAGCUCGGCCUCAAGUCCAUCAUCCCGACCGUUCUGACUAUUAGCAUUCUGGGCUACCAGUUUGUCUUACCCGAUAUGAUAGGAGGGAAUGCAUACCCCAACCACACUGCAGGUGGUUUAAAUGGCAAAAAUGUUCUGCCGGACAGAGAGCUGUACAUCCGAUGGUUGGAGCUGUCUGCUUUCAUGCCUGCCAUGCAGUUCUCUAUACCACCGUGGGCCUAUGACAAUGAGGUGGUACAGAUAGCGCAGAAGUUCACAGAGCUCCAUGAAACUCUGGUGGCCCCAAGAGUUCUCGAACUUGCAGGCGAGGUUCUUAAAACAGGAGACCCGAUCAUAAGACCCCUGUGGUGGAUCGCCAACGUUGACGAGGCAGCCUACAAGAUCGACUCCCAGUUCCUGAUCGGGGAUGAUCUGAUGGUGGCUCCGGUGUUGGAGCCAGGAAAGCAGGAGAGGGACAUCUACCUGCCUGCAGGACGAUGGAAAAGCUACAAGGGGGAACAUUUUGAUAAAGGCCCAAUGUACCUCACGGACUACCCUGUGGACCUGGACGAGAUAGCUUUCUUUACAAGGGUUUAUUGAAGACAUAAAGAGACAUUAACUCGCACAUACACAUACUGUAUGCACAUGUACGUUCUUGUGAGCACACAUGCCAGGAAAUUGCAGGAGAUGUUUGUUUUUCAAUGGGAAAUGUCAACUAGGGGAUCUGCUGCCAUAGCAGAGUGUGAUUUUGGUGAAGGUGAACCUCAUGUCUCCUCUGACCUGCUCUUUCUUCGGACAUCUACCUGCAGAUUAUAUCCGUCCGCCCAAAGAAUUAGAAUGAAACUUGUGUUCACUUCUGAUUCUCUUGCUCCAUCCUUAAGCUGAUCCUCAUCCUCAUGUGCCUUCCACACUCAAUGGUGUUUUAAGCCCCCACCCUCGACUUCAAGGCAGCGCUGUGACCGUUGACUUCAAGCCACCUAACCCUA
Perca flavescens (yellow perch) is the source of this 2768-nucleotide messenger RNA. RefSeq names its product myogenesis-regulating glycosidase. Bases 301 to 2382 code for a protein of 693 amino acids. Gene Ontology annotation, molecular function: hydrolase activity, hydrolyzing O-glycosyl compounds. NCBI's taxonomy places the organism in Eukaryota, Metazoa, Chordata, Actinopteri, Perciformes, Percidae. Gene Ontology annotation, biological process: carbohydrate metabolic process; skeletal muscle fiber development. The transcript has 6 exons. The record is from RefSeq and is a predicted model, not a curated record.